GAGACUUUGCUCUGGAUGUGAAUGGCCGAACAAUCUACUGGAUCUUUGGGGAUUCUUACUCAAUUUCGAUGUCCCCAAUGGACAGUAAUCAGCUUCCCGUUGAAGGUGAAUUUCUCUAUGACACCGGGAUCUCAAAUCCUUUUACAAUGUUUUUCGAUCGUUUCCAAGGGAAUUUAUACUGGAGUGAGAGCUUCCACAUUUCACGGAGGAUUGGUAACAUGCAGGAGAGUAUUGUCAAGGAGAACAUUAAAUGGGCGAAAGGAUUGUUCGUCGACACAAAAGAUGGUCGAAUUUACUGGAGCCAAAAUAAUAAUUGGAAUAAUAUCGAAUCGGUCAGACUAAAUGGGACGGACAGGAAGAUGUAUUUCCCUAACUCAACUGGUAAUUUGAGCAGCAAUAUGUUCCGACGAUUCGUUGUCUUUGAUGGCGUAAAUAUACUGGUCAGCAGGGAACAGCCCAGGGAUCGGUCAGGUCAAUGUGACCGGAGAUGAGCUCGAGUAUUAUCAGCGCGUGCUUGAGCUACGCAUAGAACGCGACGAGGCUAACAACGAUAGCGACGACGAUAAUGACGACGGCGUGGAUGGCCUAGACGCGCCUUACGGGACCGUCCAACUGGGAGCAUGCAUUGAUUUCUUUAUCAACGGGGAUUUUAAAAAUAACAGAAUUCAUUAUUAAGAACUAUGAUUUGUU
Lytechinus variegatus (green sea urchin) is the source of this 690-nucleotide messenger RNA. Its product is annotated as low-density lipoprotein receptor-like. The coding region runs from base 69 to 491 and encodes 140 amino acids. The transcript has 3 exons. Lineage: Eukaryota; Metazoa; Echinodermata; Echinoidea; Temnopleuroida; Toxopneustidae. The record is from RefSeq and is a predicted model, not a curated record.